Messenger RNA from Miscanthus lutarioriparius, 1395 nucleotides. NCBI's taxonomy places the organism in Eukaryota, Viridiplantae, Streptophyta, Magnoliopsida, Poales, Poaceae. The record is from the annotation of a GenBank genome assembly.
AUGGGCUCCAAGAAGCGGUCGCCCCAGCAUCCCGCCUCCCCAGCCGGCGGCGAGGUCGGCGCCCAGACGGCGGGGAAGGCCACGCCGGUGGCGGCGGCGCCGGAGUCGGUGCCCGUGGCGGUGGUGCCGAAGCCUCCGGACGUGGCCCCCUUCCUGACCAAGGUCUACGACAUGGUCUCCGACCCGGCCACCGACGCGGUCAUCUCCUGGAGCGCCACCGGCGGCAGCUUUGUGAUCUGGGACUCGCACGUUUUCGAGCGCGACCUGCUGCCGCGGCACUUCAAGCACAACCACUUCACCAGCUUCAUACGCCAGCUCAACACCUACGGAUUUCAUAAAGUUGAUCCAGAUAGAUGGGAAUGGGCGAAUGAAGGUUUUGUUAAGGGCCAAAAACAUCUUCUGAAGACCAUCAAGAGAAAGAAGAAAUCCUCUCAGGAUGUACCUAGCGAUCUGCAGUCGGUGCCUGUCAAAACUGCACCUGGCACUGAGAAUAUUGAGAUAGGAAAAUAUGGUGGCCUUGAAAAGGAGGUUGAGACACUUAAGAGGGACAAGGCCCUUCUAAUGCAGCAGCUUGUAGAUCUGAGGCAGUACCAGCAAUCAUCCAGCCUUGAAGUGCAGAAUUUAAUUCAACGCCUCCGUGUGAUGGAACAGAACCAGCAGCAGAUGAUGGCACUUUUGGCAAUAGUUGUCCAGAAUCCAGAUUUCCUCAACCAGCUCGUGCAGCAGCAGCGCAGGAGUAACUGGUGGAAUGAUGAUGGUAACAGGAAAAGAAGGUUCCAAGCUCUGGAACAUGGUCCUGUAGAUGAUCAGGAGACUUCUGGUGGAGGCGCGCAAAUUAUUCAAUAUCGUCCUCCUGUUCCUGAAACUUCCAAUCAACCAAUACCAGCAAAUGAAGCUAUCUAUUCAACCCAUGCACAACCAGUUUCAAGCCCUGCACAAUCAGUUUCAAGCCCUGCACAACCAGUUUCAAGCCCUGCACUUGAGAUGCCCAUGGAUGUAGAAAUGACUUCAAACAAUGUUGAUACCCUUGAUUCAACUGGGAAUGAUUUUACUGACACCUCUGCUCUAUGUGAAUGGGAUGACAUGGAUAUAUUUGGUGAUGAACUAGAGUACAUUCUUCAACAGCCAGAGCAGAACUUUCAAGUGGACCCUCCUCUAACAGUUGAAGAUUAUGGUUAUGAUCGUCCAUGGCUAGAGCAGGACUGUCAGAUGGUAGCACAACAGAAUUGCAAAAAUCCUCAAUAUGGUAAAGGGAAAACUAUUGAUCUGAUGUCCAUUAGUACUGAUCCGGUUGAGUUUCUGCAGAUUUGUGAUGAACAGAAUCUUGAGACUGGCAGGUUAGCCACCAUUGGGAGCCUGAAGACCGUCGGGAUUACUCAGAAUUCGGUAUACUAA